AUGAUUACCCAAUCGCAGGUAACGGGCGUCCUGGAUCCUCAUUGGCAUCAAAGAAAGGGCGCAGCGUCGACAAGCUUGGUGACCAAGGAGGCAUUUCAGCUAGAACCUCAUCAGCAGGGAUCUCAAGCGCCGGAGUCGAACCAGUCCGUGGUGCCGCAUCGUUCGGAGGAGGGACAGCCUGUGGCCAAGCAAGUUGCCGCCCAGUGGCAGAAUGGGGAGGACUGGCACGGGCAGCGCUGGCAGGGCUUUGGAGUCUCUGAGUCGAACCAGUCCAUGACGCAGUAUCAGGAACAGGUAACGGGCGUCCUGGAUCCUCAUUGGCAUCAAAGAAAGGGCGCAGCGUCGACAAGCUUGGUGACCAAGGAGGCAUUUCAGCUAGAACCUCAUCAGCAGGGAUCUCAAGCGCCGGAGUCGAACCAGUCCGUGGUGCCGCAUAGUUCGGAGGUGCCCUGGUCAGAUUCAUCCAAGGAGGGACAGCCUGUGGCCAAGCAAGUUGCCGCCCAGUGGCAGAAUGGGGAGGACUGGCACGGGCAGCGCUGGCAGGGCUUUGCCUCUGAGUCGAACCAGUCCAUGACGCAGUAUCAGGAACAGGUAACGGGCGUCCUGGAUCCUCAUUGGCAUCAAAGAAAGGGUGUCGCAGCGUCAAGCUUGGUGACCAAGGAGGCAUUUCAGCUAGAACCUCAUCAGCAGGGAUCUCAAGCGCCGGAGUCGAACCAGUCCGUGGUGCCGCAUCGUUCGGAGGAGGGACAGCCUGUGGCCAAGCAAGUUGCCGCCCAGUGGCAGAAUGGGAAGGACUGGCACGGGCAGCGCUGGCAGGGCUUUGGAGCCUCUGCUUCGAACCAGUCCAUGACGCAGUAUCAGGAACAGGCGUCGCAGCAGCAAGAGGGCAGCAUGGCAACCAGUCAAGGUCGGCUUGAGGCCAGCAAGGACUCCAGCUGGUCCCCAUCGCCCGCGCUGGAGAAUGGUCAUACCAUGAAGUUCCCAGGGUUCCACCAUCAGGCCUGGCCUGCUCCAGUUCCCAUCCCGGCCAACUUGCCUAAGACUUCGGACUUGACGGUUUCAAAGCCGGCGGCCAAGGUGCCCCCGCACCAGGCCUUGCAGAAUGAGGCCUGGCCUGCUCCAGUUCCCAUCCCGGCCAACUUGCCUAAGACUUCGGACUUGACGGUUUCAAAGCCGGCGGCCAAGGUGCCCCCGCACCAGGCCUUGCAGAAUGAGGCGUCAGCUGCCACCGCUGGUACCACAGGGAAAGCUGUGGCGACACUCCUAGCAACGACGGCCAAGGGAGCUCCCCCCAAGGCGCCUAUGAUGACCUCCCAGGCGCCGCUGCCUCCGCCUCCAAAGGCGCAGGCACCCUCUAUGCUGCAGCCGCUGCCCCCUCCGCAGGAGCCGCCCCCCUUCUCUGCGGAGAUGGGCGAGGUGUCGGCAGCUCCCUACUCCGCACCUAUGUCGGUGCAGUAUUCUGCCGAGCUUGGGGAGGAGAGUGGUGGUGAAUCGGCGGACCUGGACGAGGAGGCCAAAUUCCUUGACAAGAGUCGUGCCGCCGACUUCCAGCGGGAGUUCGAACGGGGCGGUGUGGGGAAAGGCGAUGACUUGGCAGACUGGUGCCUCCAGAUCUACCGCGACUUCAAGGAGGAGCACCAAGAUGAGCUGAAAGAGGAAGCAAGGGCAGGAAGAGAAAGCCAAAUGCAGCAGAUCCACCUGAAAUUCCCCAUGGCGCCUGAGCUGAAGGACAGGGAUGGGGCGGAUGCGGUGAUGGAGCACUACUUUUGGCACAUGGGUGGGCUGCUGGGCAUGGCCCGUGGCGUCUCGACCGCCGGGCUGCCGCCGGCCGGUGCAUCGCCGGCGCCGGCCCGUGCAGCCAAGGACCCGGUGCGACGGAAGCGCGCGGCACCGCGGAUGCUGGGACUGGAAAGGAUCGGAACGCUGGGACCAAAGAUUUGCCAAGAUCUGGAAUUGCAUCGACGUGCAAAAGCGCUGGGCUACGAGGACGUGGAAGACAGUGAAGAUCGCAGCAUGGCUGAGCCCAUUUGCAUCGACUUAGAUGACGAGGUGGGAGAAGCAACCAUUAAGCAGAUCUCAGGUGAUGCUGGGAUGGCACUGUCCUUUUCAGUGGUCCCGGAGGCCGGACAGCGAGUGCGGCAGCAGUCUGUGCCAAGCACGGUGAUUUCGCACCUCACGGUUGAGUCCACUUCCACGAUUGUCUUGAAACUCUUGAAGCCCGUCUUCUGGCAGGUCUCUGCCGAUCAGGGUGAUUACUUGGAUCACUUGGCGCUGGUCACGAACGAGCCGGAGUUUCACAUGGUGCUGUCGACCUUGCGUUGGUGGUUACCCCAUGUGGUGGUGCAGGGGACUUUACCACAACAGCUGGAGAAGGAUCCGGUGGUGCUUCGACUGGAGGGCAUCUCACUUACAGCCCGAGAUAUCGAGCUGCUGGGAGAUGAGCAAUGCCUCAACGACUCGGUCCUCGACUUCUUCCUGAAGCUUGCAGUGGAUUUGGUCGCGCCCGAGCACCUGAAAGGUGACUUGUACGUGGCCAGCACUUUCUUCUAUCAGAAGUUGACCGCUGGUGGUGUGGAGAACGGUGAGGCCGGUUGGCAAAACGUUCGCCGUUGGACCAGGGCUCUGCCUCAUGGCUUGCUGGGACAGAGGUUUGUGGUGGUGCCCAUUAACGAGCAGAACAUCCAUUGGUGGCUGGCGGUGGUGUGCCACGCGCGACAUGCCUUGGAGCCGGUGGAUGAAGCGGCCUUGGGGAAGGCGCCCCGCAUCGUCUGCCUGGACUCGGCGCAAGAGCCGCCCUUGAAGAAUCGCACCGUGGCCUUUCUCCGAGGAUACCUCUGGAAAGAAUGGUGCGAACGACAUCCUUCCGCCAUGAGUGAAGAAGGCACUUUGGAUAAGGUGUCGGGCUUGGUGAAUCUCCAGGCGAUAGCUGCUGAUGUUCCAAAGCAAGCCAACAGUUUCGACUGUGGAAUCUUCAUCAUCGAGUACUUGUUGCACCUGCUGCGCUCCAAGACAGCCUUGGCCGGUCUAGGCUUGGCAGCGCACAAGCACUGGUUCGGUCAAGCGUCCGUGUCGUACCGGCGGACACGGCUCAAGUGGAUCGCAAAUCUGUUGCAGCACCAAGCGAAACGUUUGGGCGAGACGGAUGUGAACCGACUGCUACAGGAACCGAAAGUGCGUCGAGCGGUGGCCAUGGCCCUGACUGAGCUUCCUCGGAAGGCUCUAGCGGAUAAGGCCAGCCUCGUAGUGUCCAAAUUGAAACGUUCCAGUGCUUCACCUGAGGCCGGAGACGCAAAGAAACCAAAGACUGAGGCCACUUGAGCUUGUGAUUCAAGAUGAUGCCAGAGAUGUGGUGCCUUCAACAUGUUAAAG
Molecule: messenger RNA, 3369 nt
Organism: Cladocopium goreaui
Lineage: Eukaryota; Dinophyceae; Suessiales; Symbiodiniaceae
Source: the annotation of a GenBank genome assembly